This is a messenger RNA of Sphaerodactylus townsendi, 887 nucleotides long. RefSeq names its product methyltransferase like 27 (gene METTL27). The record is from RefSeq and is a predicted model, not a curated record. Lineage: Eukaryota; Metazoa; Chordata; Lepidosauria; Squamata; Sphaerodactylidae. The coding region runs from base 1 to 711 and encodes 236 amino acids. The transcript is spliced from 5 exons.
AUGGCCGCCUCCAGCAGCCGGAGCCUAGCGGAGGUUCAACGUCGCGUCUCUGCUGUGCAUCACGAAAACGACUCGGAGGAACAACUGCACUUUUACGACGGCUGGGCUCCGGAGUAUGAGCAGGAUGUGAUAACGCUACAGUACCAAGCCCCCAGAUUGGCUGCUUCCUGUCUGGCCUCUGUGUUCCAGGGAUCCCUCGCAGAUGUUCUGGUACUCGAUGUGGCUUGUGGCACAGGGCUUGUGGCCCAGGAGCUGCAGGCAAAGGGCUUCUGCCGCUUCCACGGCCUGGAUGGAAGUUGGGGGAUGUUGGAACACGCGCGCCAAAAGGGGCUGUAUCAGGAGCUGAAUCUGUGCAGGCUGGACCAGGAAGCCUUGCCCGCACCCUCAGGCUUCUACGAUGCUGUUACAAUUGUUGGGGCACUCAGCGAAGGGCAGGUGCCCACCAGUGUCAUCCCAGAGCUGCUUCGCGUCACCAAACCAGGGGGCUUUCUGUGCUUGACUACGCGGGACAACCAAAGCAACUUGCGGUACAAGAGCCAAAUGCAGCAGCUGCUGGAUGACCUGGAACAGCGAGGACUGUGGGAAAAGGUCAAGGUGCAAGAAGUCGGCCAGUGGGAGAGGGCAACAUCGGAGCAAGAAGCCACAGAGGGGUCGGACUACAUUUCUGGGGUGAUCUACCUGUACAGGAAGACUCUGGGUGUCGGCUUUUGAGGGAGCAGCUUCACCUGCCACUUGCUGGGAGACCCCCAAGGAAGUUUUGGACUGAUAGGUGGCGAUGAGCUGGCAUUUCUGAAAGCCGUAGUUCCAGAGCCUGUUUUUUCCCCAUUUGGUCAGUUUUGCAACUUGUAGUAAUAAUAAAAAGCAAAAAAAAUGCACCUGGAAUCUUA